This is a messenger RNA of Scomber japonicus (chub mackerel), 4231 nucleotides long. It is a transcript of the gene galnt1, whose product is annotated as UDP-N-acetyl-alpha-D-galactosamine:polypeptide N-acetylgalactosaminyltransferase 1. Gene Ontology annotation, cellular component: Golgi apparatus. The coding region runs from base 220 to 1893 and encodes 557 amino acids. The record is from RefSeq and is a predicted model, not a curated record. The transcript is spliced from 14 exons. NCBI's taxonomy places the organism in Eukaryota, Metazoa, Chordata, Actinopteri, Scombriformes, Scombridae.
CUACCUAGCCCGCUAACUUACGCUAGCUGUGAUACUUUGGACCGUGUCGGUGUCAGUUUUCUGCCUCGUAGCUAGCCUGCGGUCUGAGGAGCCCCGCCACUUUAGGAGCAUGUUUGAGUGACGGGCAAAGGAGGAAGUGGGAUCUCUGACGCUCCGCCCUCUCUGCUGGUGGAGCACCCUGCACAUCUCACCAGAGACCCCUUUAGUCACUCAAACAGGAUGCGGAGGUUCGCCUACUGUAAGGUGGUGUUGGCCACCUCUCUAGUGUGGGUCAUGCUGGACAUGUUCAUUCUGCUCUACUUCAGCGAGUGCAACAAGUGUGACGACAAGAAGGAGAGAGGACUGCCCGGCAGAGACGACACCCUGACGAGGCCGCGGGACGGGCCCGGUGAGGGGGGGAAGCCUGUGGUGAUCCCUAAGGAGAACCAGGAAAAGAUGAAGGAGAUGUUUAAGAUCAACCAGUUCAACCUCAUGGCCUCUGAGAUGAUUGCUCUCAAUCGUUCACUGCCAGACGUCCGCCUGGAAGGGUGCAAGAACAAGUUAUACCCUGAUAACCUUCCUCGUACCAGCGUGGUGAUUGUAUUUCACAACGAGGCAUGGAGCACGCUGCUGCGAACCGUCCACUCCGUUAUUGACCGCUCUCCACACACACUGCUGGAGGAGAUUGUCCUGGUGGACGAUGCCAGUGAGAGAGAUUUCCUAAAGCGACCAUUAGAGCAGUAUGUUAAGAGACUGGAAGUCCCUGUCAAAGUGGUGAGGAUGGAGCAGAGGUCUGGUCUCAUCCGAGCUCGCCUCAAGGGAGCGUCCUUCUCCACUGGCCAGGUCAUAACCUUUCUGGAUGCUCAUUGUGAAUGCACGACAGGGUGGCUCGAGCCUCUGCUUGCCCGAAUCAAGCAAGACAAGAGAACAGUGGUAUGCCCCAUCAUCGAUGUGAUCAGUGAUGAUACAUUCGAGUACAUGGCAGGAUCUGACAUGACAUACGGAGGCUUCAACUGGAAGCUCAACUUCCGCUGGUACCCUGUGCCCCAGAGAGAGAUGGACCGCCGUAAAGGAGACCGCACACUGCCUGUCAGGACUCCCACCAUGGCAGGCGGCUUGUUCUCCAUAGACAGAGAUUAUUUCCAGGAGAUCGGCACAUAUGACGCCGGCAUGGACAUCUGGGGUGGAGAGAACCUGGAAAUCUCUUUUAGAAUCUGGCAGUGCGGGGGAACUCUAGAGAUUGUUACAUGCUCUCACGUGGGUCACGUGUUCAGAAAGGCGACGCCCUACACCUUUCCCGGAGGAACGGGACAGAUCAUCAAUAAAAACAACCGGCGGCUGGCAGAAGUCUGGAUGGAUGAAUUUAAAAACUUCUUCUAUAUCAUUUCACCUGGUGUGACCAAAGUGGACUAUGGUGACAUCACGUCUCGCUCGGCUCUAAGGCAAAAGCUUCAAUGUAAACCCUUCAGCUGGUACUUGGAGAACGUCUACCCUGACUCCCAGAUCCCCAGGCACUAUUAUUCGCUGGGAGAGAUCCGUAAUGUGGAGACCAACCAGUGCCUGGACAACAUGGCUCGCAAAGAGAACGAGAAGGUCGGCAUUUUCAACUGCCACGGCAUGGGAGGCAACCAGGUUUUCUCCUACACGGCUAAUAAGGAGAUCAGGACGGACGACUUGUGUCUAGACGUGUCCAAGCUAAAUGGACCAGUCAUGAUGCUCAAGUGCCAUCACCUCAAAGGCAACCAGCUGUGGGAGUACGACCCUGUGAAGCUGACCCUGAUCCACGUCAACAGUAACCAGUGUCUGGACAAGGCCAGCGAGGAGGACAGCCAGGUGCCCAGCGUCAGAGACUGCACACACACACGCUCCCAACAGUGGCUGCUCCGCAACGUCACACUACCAGAGGUCUUCUGACCACACUCCGCACACUCACAAACACACACACUCACACACACAGCAGCCCAGAGUAAGCAAUCAGGGGAAAGGACGUGUUUGUUAAAAUUGGGCACAGAGAAAGGAAAGACUUCCCACGAGGGGACUCGGGAAGGGAGGAGGACAGAUCGGACGGUACUACCUCUGCCGGAGAUCAGAGGGAGGAGUGUGUUUGACCCUCCUCAGAGCAGGAAGAGAGGAAAGACUCCUUCUAGGAGCCGAUGGCUGUUGUUUUACAUUUGUUUUUUUGUUGUUGUUUUUUUAAAGACUCCUCGUGUGCGUGAAUAUGAGACUGACAGAGGCGAGGUCCUGCACUCACAGCUUCCCUGGACAAAGCAGUCCACCCUUCAACUCAUCAUUUAACGUUUACUGUCUGCCUCUUAAGAGAGUGUGUGUGUGUGCACUUAUUUGUGUUUGAAUGGAUGGAGAUGAAUGUAUGCUUUGAGAAGGGGGCUGAAUUCUUUGUUGAUUUCUUUUUCUUUUUUUAUUUAAUUUUUUGUAAUGGAUUUUAAAAAUGAACUCUGGUGAACUCCUAUGAAGAAGGGUGCAUGUGUAUGUGAUUGUGUGUGUGUGUGUGUGGGGGGGGGUGAGAGAGAGAGAGUCUAUCCUGUGUGCCUGUGUCAGAGCCCCUCCUACAGUCUUGCAGCAGUGUAUGUCUCCCUCUGGUGUUACUCCUCAACAUUUCAUCCUACAGACUGAAGCCUCCUCACCGAGGAAUUCCAAGGGACACAUAAAAAAAGUGAGAGGAGUGAACACGACGUCUGCAUCAGCAGAGAUCUAGAGAUAGAGAAAUAUGAUGUUUGUGAUAUCUUGAGAUUUCUAUGUCCAGUUUUUACAUGGCUUUGUGUGUUUCUACAGUCCUGUGAGAGUGCCACAGAGCAGUAGUCUGUCCAUCUAUGUUGUCUUUAAGAUGUUUAACAUAGAGCUAACACAUGCACACACACAGAGAACUCUGCAUAUGUAACUGAUGCUCACUGCCUAAUGUAGUGUUAAACCAUAGGGAGUUCUCCCAUAAUACACUACAUAAUCUCUCUCUCUCUCUCACACACACACACACACACACACACACACACACACACACACACACAUCCUGUAUACAUAUAGGAAAAAAGGCUGUGCUAGCCUGAUAAUUUAAUCCAUUUUGUCAUAUCUUCUUCUCAAUGACCUCUUAAAAAAAUACACUCCAAGGGCUUCUUUCCUCCAGUGGAGUGUGCGGGUGCGUCAGUUGUGGAUGUGAGCAUGUGUCUUCAAUACUAAUCCCAGUCCCAUCAACCUCCCUGUGUACGUAGAAACAAACAGUUCUCCGAUUCCUCGCUGUUGGACAGCCAGAGCCUGUAGUGUAGACUGACGGCAGAUCAGCGUAUCCCUGCUUCCAUUGUACAAAAGAGCAAAAAGCUGCUUUUAUUUCCUAACAAGAGCCAAGUCCCUGCACUCUCCUGAGGACAUGUACACAGUAGGAAAGAGACUGCAGCUGUUAGAAUAGCAAAUGUCACUGAGGUGUGUUUGGAGACUUAAUCAGGGACAGAAUAAGGAGCGAAAAGGGUCGAACUGUGGAUUACAAAGAGCACAGCAAGCAACAGCAGCAGACAUAUCUUAAUCCAUGACUACAUAUCUCACUCUGCAAGCUCACCUGCAGUAUUUCACAAUGGUUUAAUCAUAUCUGAGCGAGCCAGACGGCUCCACAGUUACAUCAAUGCCUCAUUCUCAUUUCAACCAUCAUGCUUUUUUUCUUCUUUUUUUUCCUUUUUUUAUGUAUCACUCCUGCCACUGCAAGCCAGGGCCGGAGAAGUGAUUUCAUAAUGGAUUUAACUAUUUGGGCUUCCUCCAGUGGAGGAAGGGUUUACACAUAGGACAAGUCAUUGAUUCAUUUUUGUUGUGGGCACAGUCGCGAGAGGAGGCCGUCAACUGGUUUCAUGUCUGUGAGUGACUGUGUGGUGAAGAUGCGAGCGUUUUGACUGUGACAUAGAGGGAGUGUAUCGAUUGUUCUGAUUUUUUUGGGGGGUGGGCAGGGGUGGGGUUUGAAGUUAAUUGACAUGUCCAGGGUUCCACACUGAGCUGAUCCAAAUGUAGACAAAUAAAGGUGAAAAAGUUUACAGAACAUGACAAGGAGAAUGUUGAUUUCUGCAUCCUUUUGUCUGUUAACACACACACACACACACACACACACACACACACACACCUUUCUCUCCUCAUAAACACUAACAGCAGGUCACUGACAUCAACGCUAUUUCAUUUGCACACAAAUAGCAGUCAAAGGUUUAAAUGAGACAUAUUUUCACCUGGUGAUUAAUUAAAUCGAUUCAUUUAUAAAUAUAUGUAU